AUGGAGAAAUCAAUGCUGAGUAUUUUGGUUGGGCUAUGGAUGAUCAUUCGCUCUGUAGCUGCUGUAAAACAGCCAUAUGUGCCGGCCAUUUUUGUGUUCGGAGACUCAAUAGCAGACGCAGGAAACAAUAACUACAUUCCCCAGAGUAAACUGCGUGCAAACUUCACACCAUAUGGCGUUUCCUUUUUCCCCCACCCAACUGGUCGCUUUACCAAUGGCCGCACCGCUUUUGAUUUCAUCAGAAUAUUGGAGGUGUAUGAUGCAUUGAUUUUGGUUGCAGCUAAUUACUUGGGGCUCCCCUUUCCUCCUCCAUUUCUGAAACCAAAGGCCAAUUUUACAAGAGGGAUAAAUUUUGCAUCAGGAGGUAGCGGAUUGUUCGACUCAACGGGCGCCGAAUCGAACAUUAUCAGUCUGAGUAACCAAGUAAAGCUAUUCGAAGAGUUUUCUUCUAAUCUAACGAGAACGAACUCAUUUGGACCUGCCCAAGCUAAAUCCUACUUAGGAAAGUCUUUAUAUUGCAUUGCAAUUCAAGGCAACGAUAUUGCCUACUACACAGCCAACACUACUCUCCAAAACACCACUACUCUUGAGCAGUUCGUCAAGCUGAUGCUAGCGAAAUUCGAUCAGUAUGUACGAAGGCUUUACCAUAGUGGGGCAAGGAAAUUCCUUGUAUUAGACAUUCCAGCUGUGGGGUGUACUCCUUACAGCAGAUUUGCUGGAUAUAAUGAAGACAAAGGUGAAUGUGUGGAUCUCCCAAGCCAGCUGGUUAUUGAAUAUAACAAUAAUUUCAAGAACCUUGUGGCUCAACUCAAUCAAAAUCUAGAUGGGGCAACCAUCAUUCAACUUAAUACUUACAAUUAUGUUAUGGACAUGUUCGAAAAGGCUAAAGCCUAUGGAUUUAAGGAUUUUACGACAGCAUGCUGUGGAUCAGGAAUGUUUCAUGCACAAGUGAGCUGUGGAAAGACGAAGCCACAGCCUGUGUUUUGCAACGAUAUAAACGCACAUUUGUACUGGGAUGGAACUCAUCCCACUGAAAAAGUUUAUUCCAUGUUUUCACGCCAGAUUUGGUCCGGGAAUUCUUCUUACAUAUACCCAUUUAAUCUUUCUACCCUAGUCUUGGGUAAGAACAGCUCUGGUCAUUGA
This is a messenger RNA of Cryptomeria japonica (Japanese cedar), 1143 nucleotides long. Its product is annotated as GDSL esterase/lipase 6-like. Bases 1 to 1143 code for a protein of 380 amino acids. Lineage: Eukaryota; Viridiplantae; Streptophyta; Pinopsida; Cupressales; Cupressaceae. Gene Ontology annotation, molecular function: lipase activity. Gene Ontology annotation, biological process: lipid metabolic process. The transcript has 5 exons. The record is from RefSeq and is a predicted model, not a curated record.